CUUAGAAUUGUGCUAUUCUGCUUAUCAUCUGAAGUAAGCAUAGCCUACACGUUUUUUAAAGUUUCAGUUUGUGCAAGCAAAUGUCAACGCCUUCACGAAAAGGCCAUUAGCUUCGCCAGCUUGCGAGCGUUUAAAAGCGAACCUAAUACCUAACCCUGACUACCAUUCUCUCUCUCAGCUCCACCCAAAACAACAUCAGAAAAAACUUGAUCGAGAUAGAAAAAUAGAAAAGUGAAGAGAAAAUUGAGAAAGGAAGAGGAUCAUGAGGCUGGAUUGGUCUCCAGAAACAGCUUCAAAAGCUUAUAUAGACACUGUUAAAUCAUGUCAAAAUUUCAAAGAAUCAGGUGUAGCUGAGUUACUAUCAGCCAUGGCUGCUGGCUGGAACUCAAAGCUGAUCGUGGAGUCAUGGUCAUACGGUGGUCCCAUAGCAACCAGCGUCGGCCUUUCCGUAGCAGCCCAUCAUACGUGCGGCAGACACGUGUGCUUAGUCCCGGACGAACGGUCAAGAUCAGGCUACGUCAAGGCCAUGCAGGAAGCCGGGAUGUCAUCAACGGUCGUGACAGUCGGAGAAGCUGAAGAAGUGAUGGAGGGGCUCGCGGGUGUUGAUUUUCUGGUUGUGGACUCAAAGCGGAAGGACUUCGCCAGGGUUUUAAGGUCUGCAAAACUGGGCCAUAAGGGUGCAGUUUUGGCGUGCAAGAAUGCAUGUCACAUGGCCAUUUCUGGGUUUCGAUGGCAUUAUGUGCUUGAAAGAGGGACACGUGUCGUCAGAUCUACGUUCUUACCGGUAGGGCAGGGAUUAGAUAUUGCUCAUAUAGGGGCUAAUGGUGGGGAUGUGGGCUCCAAGAAGGGUCCUAGCCGUUGGAUUAAGCACAUCGAUCACCAAUCAGGAGAGGAGCAUGUUUUCCGAGGCUAAAGGGGAUUAGCAGAUCGGGUAAAUAGUUAUAAAAUCACAAAAUGUUUCCUGUGCAUAUACAUAUUGGUCAUCCUGUAUCUGAUUUAGUGAAUUUUGUCUUUAAAACUUUACUCCAAUUGCUGUAGGCUUGUUAGCUUUAUGGUUUUUGGGUGAGGUUGGCCCCAAAAUCUUAAUCUUUGGUUCGGUGUUACGAAUUAAAUUAUUUGGAC
Molecule: messenger RNA, 1122 nt
Organism: Durio zibethinus
Lineage: Eukaryota; Viridiplantae; Streptophyta; Magnoliopsida; Malvales; Malvaceae
Product: ankyrin repeat/KH domain protein (DUF1442)
Source: RefSeq, a predicted model, not a curated record